CAGCCGCUGGCCGGGCCUGUCGCUUCGGGCAGGGUAUUUUUUUUUUUUCGGAGCUUGCUAUUUUAAUCAUAAUGGAAUCUUUCAUCUUGAUUUGACUGACUCACAAUGGCGAAAAUCCUUGGGCUCAAUUUUUUCCAUUAUUCGUGCUGCAGGGCACAUCCCGUUCCUGCUGCGGCAUGUCAUUGUCUCACGCGAGCUCCAGAGAAAAAAGCAACUACCCAUUUGGUUAUUUGGAUGUGGACCGAGCUGCCCGGACAUCCGUCUCCGGAGGGGUUGGUCCAUUCGGAUCGGAGGUCGCCGUUGGUUUCCAAGCCAGGGCCUGUGCCACACCCUGUUUGUCUCGGACAGAAUCUGAUGGAUUGGCGCUUCGGACACGGAAAAUACAAAGACGAAUACCGAGAGCAUCUGCAUCUUUGCUAUUCACCCUAAAACGUCAUAGCUGCCCAUCUCCAUGCAGCCCGUCAUGGUCGCAUAAAUUGCACGCCGUAAUGCUACCCCGGGGCAAUCGGGCUCCACAAACCUGUCCCCAGCGCCGAGUCUGCCGGACCGAGAUCUGCGAAAAUUGGUUCUCUAGCAACACUGCGGCAAUUGCUGCAAAGAAAAGAGAAUCUCCUUGCCAUGGGGCAUGGAAGCUGCUGCGAUUUUACAAACAAGCUGAUUAAUCGUCAUAUUUAUAGAUUUUGUCUCAACAAGACGUUUGGAACAGACGGGAAAAAAAAAACGAAAGGAGGAAUUAAAUCGUCGACAAAUAUGUGGUAAAAUUGCUGAACCCUCCAGCGCCGGAUCCGCCGCCG
Molecule: messenger RNA, 794 nt
Organism: Trichoderma asperellum CBS 433.97
Lineage: Eukaryota; Fungi; Ascomycota; Sordariomycetes; Hypocreales; Hypocreaceae
Source: RefSeq, a predicted model, not a curated record